GCUAUAGCUUGAAUUCUGGACUUCGCUUCAUUGAAAAUGUUUGUAUUCUCAAUGACUGAAAGUUCAAUUUCAGGUUGUAUGAUUUCCAGUCAUUUAAACAUUGACUGAAAUGAUUGAUUAUGUACUAAAUAUAACAUUUACAAGUUCGUGGAAAAUUAGUAUCCAGAUGUGAAAUAUUUAUCAAAGCGAAUCACUUCAAUUUCAUAAACGAAUACGUUUAAUAUGGCAAAACCCAUAAUGGAAACCUCACGUGACAACUCAAAAAUGUAGGUUCGGAUAUAUAUACUCCGUGACGAUGUUUUCAAAUCGUUGUUUUAAGAUAAUUCUCUUCAAACGUUGGAAAUAGGUUUUUAAAACGUAAAGUAAGUUUGAGAUGUCAUAUAUUCCCACACGCAGUUGUUUCUUAUAAUAUUUUCGUGUACAAAACAUUAAACAUGAACGGCACGGAAGUUCAACCUCGUGACGGCUAUGAUAUUGAACUAUAUGGAAUAUCUAACGGUUCAUUCUACGGCAUCCACAUUCCAGCAAUAGUAUGCAUCGUCACGAGCUUCACGUGUGCCGUGGCAACUCUUGUGCUUUCCUUCAAAAGCAAUAGUUACCGGACAUUUUUCACAAGCUGGUCCAAGGGUAAUAGAUUUGUAGUCUACUUGGCGAUAUGUGAUGGGCUGUUCAAUAUUGCCCACUUUACGGACCACAUGCACAUUGUGAUCGCAAGAAGUCACGUUUAUCCAAGAGGUCUGUGUGAAUUUUACGCCUUCACAUUGGCCGUAUUUAUCACAUCACAGAACCUUUUGGUGAACAUCGUUGCAAUAAAUGCUUUUUUAUUAGUGAGAUCAGACAAAAAUAUAUAUUUCGGUACGACUGACUGGCGGCUCCUACUUUGGAUAUUUGGCGCUCCGUUUGUCGGGGCGAUCAUAGCCGCAGGCCUUGGGACGUUUGGACCAAACGGAACAUUCUGUUACUUCGAUAAAGUGAAAGGAAGAAUUACUCAGAUAUGGUUCACCACUGUGCCAAUACUGGUUAUCUUUGUGGUGAACGCAGUCCUCUACUUUCUGACUUGGCUCAAAAUACACCGGCAGACGUCAAAUAUCAACAAAACAUCUGGCAAGAUGUCAACCACGCGGACGACAAGUAUCCGCUCUGCUCAAGCCAUGUCGCUGUUUGUGGUGGCAUUCUUCAUUCAGUGGACGGCCAUGGGCGUCUUCGGUCUGUGGGGCCUGUUCGUGGCGGAGGUUCCACAACCCAUUCAUCACUUUGUUGUCAUACUGUCGAAUACAGGAGGUACCCUUAAUCUCGUCGUCUUCCUGAUCAUACGACGCAGACGACUCGGGAUUUGGAAGUCUAACACAAGAACUAGUUCUUUGGCAACUAAAAACAACGCUGAUAAAAGUAAAGCUAUGACGGAGGAAAACGACAAGGCUGCAAAUGAUACCCCCUUUUAAUGUUGUGCCAAGUGGAAUAUUUACAAACGGAACAAUCGCCGUCUAAUAUGACGGUUAAAGUGUUAGACUAGGUGACCGUUCGAAAGGAAUAUCGCAAUAAAUGUAUGUAUUGUCGCUUUAAUUGCCGUAUUUACUUUCAAAUAUGUGACAAAUGAAACGCUAGAUACCGAAUAAGGUGAGGUAUUUUUGUUAACAUCCAGUAGUAUUUUAUAUAAGGCCAUUGCUAAUACGAAAUAAGGCGAUACGUACAACACACAGGUAAAACUACAACUAAAAAUGAAAUCAGCGACUUUUGUUAUGGUUACCGAUUUGGCAAUCCAAGGUUUUAUGUCAUAUAAAAGGAAAUUUGUUAGGGGUGAAAAACCAAAUUGCUCCGAAAGAGCCCCGUUUUGAUAUAUUUUAAUCUUAAAUGAUUUUUGACAAUUAAUGAUGUCG
This is a messenger RNA of Dreissena polymorpha, 1877 nucleotides long. RefSeq lists its product as uncharacterized. Gene Ontology annotation, molecular function: G protein-coupled receptor activity. Bases 435 to 1442 code for a protein of 335 amino acids. The transcript has 4 exons. Gene Ontology annotation, cellular component: plasma membrane. Gene Ontology annotation, biological process: adenylate cyclase-activating G protein-coupled receptor signaling pathway. Lineage: Eukaryota; Metazoa; Mollusca; Bivalvia; Myida; Dreissenidae. The record is from RefSeq and is a predicted model, not a curated record.